Vicia villosa (hairy vetch) is the source of this 1493-nucleotide messenger RNA. RefSeq lists its product as uncharacterized. Lineage: Eukaryota; Viridiplantae; Streptophyta; Magnoliopsida; Fabales; Fabaceae. Bases 202 to 1263 code for a protein of 353 amino acids. The record is from RefSeq and is a predicted model, not a curated record. Gene Ontology annotation, molecular function: nucleic acid binding. The transcript is spliced from 4 exons.
UUGUGUUUUCUUCGUCCAUGUUUAUAAGGCACAAAUCCUUCUCCUAUCUUUCUUCUUUUUCUUCUUCUUGACCUUUUUAUUAUUCCUUUCCCUCCUUAUUAGAGGGAAGGAAACAAAGAAGAACAAGAUUAAUAUAAUUAUUAAUUUUUAAUUAUAUUUAUUUUCCCCUUUUUGGGUGAAACCAAAAAUCCCCAAAAAAAUAUGGAUUCAUCCUGUUACUCCAACGAUGCAGUUUCUGGGUUCAAAGAUAAGGAGUCAAUGGUUGACCCGUUCUUGGUUGAAGCUCUUCAGAACCCUCGUCAUCGUCUUACCAUUCUGCGGAUGGAGCUGGAUAUCCAAAAAUUUCUGAAUAAUGCUGAGCAACAGCAUUUUGAGUUUCAACAUUUCCCUUCUUCUUAUCUCAGAUUGGCUGCACAUCGUGUUGCUCAACACUACAGUAUGCAGACAAUGGUUCAAGAUAAUGGCUUAGAUGGGCAGAGUAAAAUUCUGGUCAGAAAGUUACCUGAAAGCAAGUAUCCUGUGGUUCGCUUAUCUGAAAUACCUGUAAAACAGUUGGACAGUGAGAAAUCUGAGCAGAAAAAAAUCGUCAUUCGACCCAGGCCUCAUAAUUCUGGUUUGAAUGGAGCCAAUGAUUCUGCUAGAAAAGGAAAUCCUCUAAGAAGCGUGGAAGAGAGGAAGGAGGAAUAUGAUCGGGCAAGAGCACGUAUCUUUAAUGGCUCUACAAGCUUUGAUUCAGGUGAUACCCCGACUUUGGUCCCAAUAGAUGGGAGAAGUUCUUUAAUGAGCAAGGACGAGAGUGAAACUAGCAAAAUCUCCAUGACUGAUUCUGAAAGAUUCAUUAGUGUGAGGGAUAAUAGUUAUCCUCGAGUUGCCAUUAUCAGAGAUAGGGAAAAGGAUCGAAGUGAUCCAGAUUAUGAUCGUAGCUAUGGAAGGUAUGCUAGGAGUCUCUCAGCCUCUGCAGUUAAUUUGGUGCCCUUUAAUUUGCCAAAAGCUCAACCUUCAUUUGCUCAGUAUGACGUUACUUUUAAUCAGUUGGGUCAGAUGUCACAAACUCAGGCUUCACUUGGAUAUGGACCUCCCUCAACUCCGAUAAUGAGCCCUUUUUGUACCCCGGGAUUGAAUCCAGCAUCUGGAGAUGGUGCUUACCUACAGUGGCCAAGUCCUACAAUGAUGUAUGCACAUUCAUAUGACCAAUUUAGACAUGCUGUUUACCAGGCUCCAUUUGGUCAACCGUUGAGCUUUGAUUAUUCACAGAACUAUUAGAUGAUAUGUAGGGAGGAAGGUUUGGAUUUGGAUUCAGAAGUUAUGUUGUUAGCCUUAUAGGAAAUCUCAUAUUAGGUUCAUUUUUCAGUACUUCUUUAUAGACCUUUGUUUGUUUUCUGUUAUUGUAGUAUGUAUGACUUUGAUUUUCAGUUUUGACGAUUACAGUACUUCUUGUUAUGUUACAGUUUAUAAAAUAGUGAACUCUAGUGGAUUAUGCAUUUGUUAUAACA